This is a messenger RNA of Aphis gossypii (cotton aphid), 867 nucleotides long. RefSeq lists its product as uncharacterized. The record is from RefSeq and is a predicted model, not a curated record. NCBI's taxonomy places the organism in Eukaryota, Metazoa, Arthropoda, Insecta, Hemiptera, Aphididae. The coding region runs from base 205 to 780 and encodes 191 amino acids. The transcript is spliced from 2 exons.
UUUAGGACGCGUAUCCAUGACACCUGGACGUACCGUAUAACAUUCGUUCCAACCAAACAAUUCGUACAAACCGGGUUUUCAGUCGUCCGACAGUUUCCAUCUUGCGACCGAGACGGCCUCGUUCGAAUUUCCACAUACCUAACUGUCGUGCCGUGAUAUUAUCGUACUUAAUAUUGCUGUAAUUAUUAAACGUUUUCGGAUAAAAUGUCUUCAAACGCAGUAGAUGAACCUGCAGCAGACGCCGUCGUAGAAGCUGUUGCCGACGAUGGAGUAGCCAAACAAACUCCAACCGUCGAUUUGGCAGAAAAGAAACAGUUGUCGAUCGAACCACUGACCGCUUUUUCAGACGAAUCAUACGCAUGCGAUCGGCAAUACGCAAUCGUGCUGGCGCAACUCAUGUCGGUCAAAGAACGCGACAAAGUGUACACGUGGAUCGACAGGAUAGAUACAAUGAAAGACAGCAACGAUAUGCGCGAGGAACGUGACCUGUACCUGAAAUUUUUAACCGUUUCGCUGAAUAAUGGCAAACUGGUGCCACCGUUCACUAAGGAUCCACCAGCGGGAUUGCGCCCGCUCAGCACUAUCGUGCCCAGGUCCGUUUACAAUUUCAUCUUCAAGGGAAAAUACUCCACUGGUGACUGCAACCAGCGUCCCCCCGAGGAGAUCGUUCACAGGCUCAGUCCACCAGAUGAAGUCGAGCCCAGCCAGUUCUUCGCCCGGCAACCAGUGCCACACAACGGUGGCCUCGUAUACGCCGCCGCAUUCAGCACCAAAAAAUAAAACGAAACGAAAACACAAACAUAACCAUAUUCUUGUAGGGUGUUUCGUAUUAAUGACGUGAAUAAAAUAAAUACGUUCGAUGCGAUA